Messenger RNA from Myotis lucifugus (little brown bat), 1795 nucleotides. RefSeq names its product calneuron 1 (gene CALN1). The transcript has 6 exons. Gene Ontology annotation, molecular function: calcium ion binding. The coding region runs from base 40 to 699 and encodes 219 amino acids. The record is from RefSeq and is a predicted model, not a curated record. Lineage: Eukaryota; Metazoa; Chordata; Mammalia; Chiroptera; Vespertilionidae.
GGCCCGCGCGGCCGGCCCUGGCCCUGCGAGAGGGAGAAGAUGCCUUUCCACCAUGUGACCGCUGGCCUGUUGUACAAGGGGAAUUACCUCAACCGGUCUCUCUCUGCUGGCAGCGACAGCGAGCAGCUUGCAAAUAUCUCCGUGGAGGAGCUCGAUGAAAUCCGAGAGGCCUUUCGGGUUCUGGACCGAGAUGGGAAUGGCUUCAUCUCCAAGCAGGAGCUGGGAAUGGCCAUGCGCUCUCUGGGGUACAUGCCGAGUGAGGUGGAGCUGGCCAUCAUCAUGCAGCGCCUGGACAUGGACGGGGAUGGCCAGGUGGAUUUUGAUGAAUUCAUGACAAUUCUUGGCCCAAAACUGGUGUCUUCAGAAGGCCGUGAUGGUUUUCUUGGAAACACAAUAGAUAGCAUAUUCUGGCAGUUUGACAUGCAAAGGAUAACUCUGGAAGAGUUGAAGCACAUCCUCUAUCAUGCCUUCCGGGACCACUUGACAAUGAAGGACAUUGAGAACAUCAUCAUCAACGAGGAGGAGAGCCUGAAUGAUACCUCGGGGAACUGCCAGACAGAGUUUGAAGGCGUGCACUCCCAGAAACAGAACAGGCAGACCUGCGUGCGGAAGAGCCUCAUCUGCGCCUUCGCCAUGGCCUUCAUCAUCAGCGUCAUGCUGAUCGCCGCCAACCAGAUCCUGCGGAGCGGCAUGGAGUAGCCGCCGCCCGCCACCAGCCGCUGCGGUCCCCGCUCACUGCGCAUGCGCACGCCCUGCGGGCCGACUCUUCCUCCACAAAAGCAGAUCUGGACGAUGCAGACGUGGCACAGUUCGGCGAAGAACCCAAGGUUGCAGUGCAACCUCUGUUGCAAGUCCACUUCAUCUCCUUGGCAGGGACACAAAAGGGCUGUCUUCAAUGCUUUAAUGGUUUUGUUUCCUAAUGCAAUAAAUAGCCAGGAGUUCCGAGUGAUCGCUUCAACCACCUGCAGAAACUCCGCACAGGAACUUCAUUUUCAUCUCGGAACUCCAAUGGCCAUGCGGGCCAGUGGUAAGAGAGCAAGGGAGAGGCGUGAACACGCAGUCACCUCCCCGCCCCGUCCUUUCAACCCAGGGGCCAACUGGAGACCCCCCAGGGCAACCCAAGGGGUGACUUCAGGGUUGCCGCAGAAGAGGGGGCUCUCCACCUGUCCCUGGAUUUCCUCCUCCACCUAGUGGAGCCCCCCUCACCCCCACAAGGCAUGAGGGGUGCAGGACCUGCAGCUGCUCCCAUGCUUCCGUUCUUACAGCCUUUCUACAGGACUCUAGCUGGCAGAGCUGGGGAGUUCUCGGUUUCCAUCUGCACUUGGCUUUCAGUUCCUAGAGCCCAUCACGCACCAGCAUUUUGGAAUCUGCAGAGAGCCUUCCUCCCAGCUGUGCUGCUUGUGCUGCCAUUAAAGAACAAAGAAGCAUACUUGUGGGCAUCUCUAUAAUCACAUAGACACGUAGAUAGAUGUAUCUAUUUGGCUUCUUCAUGUGUGGCAUCAUUCUUCCCUAAUCACUUACUCCUCAUAUAAGCUUAUCCUCUGACACGCAUCCCUGCCUCUUUUGGGUGGGAGAGGUCGUUUGGGGGACGGGGACUGAGACUGGUGGCGAGGAGGUGUUGCAGCCCACGCCCCAGUCGUCCGCAACAAUGGAGCCCGCACACGUCUCCCUGCCAGAAGACCUCUGUAAGUUAAGGUCCUCACGCAUCUUACCUUUUUCUCACCUUACAGUUGGCUUGCUAAGUUAGUCUUCCCCAGAUAAAAAGAGGAAUACAAUCCAGAGUGGAAAGAUCAAA